CACAGUUCGGUUCAGGAGACGAGAGCGGUCCCGUUCAUGUAUCAUUCGAUAUGGCAGUAGACUUCAUACCAAGUGCUCCAACGUAGCGUGCAGUGCCUGCGUUGUUCCUUAGAUAAGAUGCAUGACCCUAAUGGCAAUUCGUACGUCCCAGGCUUGUUGGAGAAUACCGCAGGUUUUUGCGAUGAGACUCAGCAGUCAGUGACCAUGUCAUGUCAGUCACGACUCCAGCGACACGGGCAGAGAGCAGCAGACCAUCUGGGCGCAAACCAGGCAGCAGCAAUGCCUGUCAUGUGCGUUCUCGCUCUGGGAACCAUAACCGUGAAACCGUUCGACAAAAAGACGUUCAACGUCCCAUCGCGCAAAAAGGCAAUCAAAGCACCCCAACACUACCAAAUCAAAAGGCCCACCCACCCACGCACACAUACCCAUCACCCAUGCCAAAGCCCCCACCCAGCAAGAAACGCACGCAAAAAGCGCAAAAAAAAGAAUUUUAUCAGCCCACCACCUGAAAGCUCCAGCCGCAAUGGUACGCGGAAAUCUCCCAGGCAGCGAACCGAUAAAGAUAGGCCAAGCACCGACUCGAACCUACGAAGAAGCUCUAAGCGAGAGAAACCGGCCGGGUAGAAACUGGUAAGGAGGGCGGCGCCAAAACCACUAGGCCAAUCCGUCCUCCUCCGCCAGAGUCCUUUCUCUCGCUUUGUUUGAAUCGAUGGGAGAAGGUGGGAGUUUGGGGGUUAUAUGGGGCCUGUUUUUUGGGGGGUGCUGGGGAUUGUGAAUUUGGGUGAGGGUGUGACGGGGAGGGAAGGAAAGCGGGGCGAGGUGGUGAAAGACGGUGCUUGGGAUGGGUCCAGGGUCCGGACUUUAGGCUGCAGGUGGAGGUCUGCGGUUGGGGAAUA
This is a messenger RNA of Dothidotthia symphoricarpi CBS 119687, 896 nucleotides long. RefSeq lists its product as uncharacterized. The record is from RefSeq and is a predicted model, not a curated record. The transcript has a single exon. The coding region runs from base 118 to 624 and encodes 168 amino acids. Lineage: Eukaryota; Fungi; Ascomycota; Dothideomycetes; Pleosporales; Dothidotthiaceae.